AGGACUCCAUCUGCAGAUGUUCUGAAUACCUCUGAGUCUAGAAAUUGAUUAUUCAACCAGGAUACCUAAUUCAAGACUGCCAGAACUCAGGAGAGUGAGACAUUUUGCCAGUUUUGAGACAUUGGACCAAAUACAAUGAAGUAUUCUUGCUGUGCUCUGGUGCUGGCUGUCCUGGGCACAGAAUUGCUGGGAAGCCUGUGUUCAACUGUCAGAUCCCCGAGGUUCAGAGGACGGAUACAGCAGGAACGAAAAAACAUUCGACCCAACAUUAUCCUGGUGCUGACUGAUGAUCAGGACGUGGAGCUGGGGUCCCUGCAGGUCAUGAAUAAGACAAGGAAGAUUAUGGAGCAUGGGGGGGCCACCUUCACCAAUGCCUUUGUGACCACGCCUAUGUGCUGCCCGUCCCGGUCGUCCUUGCUCACCGGGAAGUAUGUGCACAACCAUAAUGUCUACACCAACAAUGAGAACUGCUCUUCGCCCUCCUGGCAGGCCAUGCACGAACCUCGGACCUUCGCUGUAUAUCUUAACAACACUGGCUACAGAACAGCCUUUUUUGGAAAAUACCUCAAUGAAUAUAAUGGCAGCUACAUCCCUCCUGGGUGGCGAGAAUGGCUUGGAUUAAUCAAGAAUUCUCGUUUCUAUAAUUACACUGUUUGUCGAAAUGGCAUCAAAGAAAAGCAUGGAUUUGAUUAUGCAAAGGACUACUUCACAGACUUAAUCACUAACGAGAGCAUUAAUUACUUCAAAAUGUCUAAGAGAAUGUAUCCCCAUAGGCCCAUUAUGAUGGUGAUCAGCCACGCUGCGCCCCACGGCCCCGAGGACUCGGCCCCACAGUUUUCAAAACUGUACCCCAAUGCCUCCCAACACAUAACCCCUAGUUAUAACUAUGCACCAAAUAUGGAUAAACACUGGAUUAUGCAGUACACGGGACCAAUGCUGCCCAUCCACAUGGAAUUUACAAAUGUUCUACAGCGCAAAAGACUUCAGACUUUGAUGUCAGUAGAUGAUUCUGUGGAAAGGCUGUAUGACAUGCUCGUGGAGACAGGGGAGCUGGAUAACACUUAUGUCAUUUACACCGCUGACCAUGGCUACCAUAUUGGGCAGUUUGGACUAGUCAAGGGGAAAUCCAUGCCAUAUGACUUCGAUAUCCGCGUGCCUUUCUUUAUUCGUGGUCCAAGCAUAGAACCGGGAUCAACAGUCCCACAGAUUGUUCUCAACAUCGACCUGGCCCCUACCAUCCUGGAUAUUGCUGGGCUCGACACGCCUCCUGAUGUGGAUGGCAAAUCUGUCCUCAAACUUCUAGACCCAGAAAAGCCAGGAAACAGGUUUCGAACAAACAAGAAGGCCAAAAUUUGGCGAGAUACAUUCCUAGUGGAAAGAGGCAAAUUUCUACGAAAGAAGGAAGAAUCUGGCAAAAAUAUCCAACAAUCAAAUCACUUGCCUAAAUAUGAGCGAGUCAAGGAACUGUGCCAGCAGGCCAGGUACCAGACAGCCUGUGAGCAGCCUGGGCAGAAAUGGCAGUGCAUUGAGGACACAUCUGGGAAGCUUCGAAUUCACAAGUGUAAAGGGCCCAGUGACCUGCUCACCGUCCGGCAGAGCACGCGGAACCUCUACUCUCGCGGUUUCCAUGACAAGGACAAAGAGUGCAGUUGCAGAGAGUCUGGUUACCGAGCCAGCAGAAGCCAGAGGAAGAGUCAGAGGCAGUUCCUGAGAAACCAGGGGACUCCAAAGUACAAGCCCCGAUUUGUCCAUACCCGGCAGACACGCUCCUUGUCUGUUGAAUUUGAAGGAGAAAUAUAUGACAUAAAUCUGGAAGAAGAAGAAUUGCAAGUGUUGCAGCCAAGGAGCAUUGCCAAGCGUCACGACGAAGGCCACAGGGUGUUGGGAGGCCGCCAGGCCGCUGGCGGUGGCAACGGGGAUGAGCUGCUGGCAGACAGCAGCAAUGCCGUGGGCCUACCAACCACCGUCCGCGUGACACACAAGUGUUUUAUUCUUCCAAAUGAUACAAUCCAUUGUGAGAGAGAACUGUAUCAGUCAGCCAGAGCCUGGAAGGAUCAUAAGGCAUACAUUGAUAAAGAGAUUGAAGUUCUGCAAGAUAAAAUUAAGAAUUUGAGAGAAGUGAGGGGACACCUAAAGAGAAGAAAGCCCGAGGAAUGUAGCUGCAGUAAGCAGAGCUAUUACAAUAAAGAAAAAGGUGUAAAAAGACAAGAGAAAUUGAAGAGCCAUCUUCACCCCUUCAAGGAGGCUGCUCAAGAAGUUGACAGCAAACUGCAACUUUUCAAGGAGAACCGCCGGAGAAAGAAGGAGAGGAAGGAGAAGAAACGCCAGAGAAAGGGGGAGGAGUGCAGCCUACCUGGCCUCACCUGCUUCACCCACGACAACAACCACUGGCAGACGGCCCCUUUCUGGAACUUGGGAUCUUUCUGCGCUUGUACCAGUUCUAACAAUAACACCUACUGGUGUUUGCGGACAGUGAAUGAGACACAUAAUUUUCUUUUCUGUGAGUUCGCCACUGGCUUUCUGGAGUACUUUGAUAUGAAUACAGAUCCUUAUCAGCUCACAAACACCGUGCACACAGUAGAACGAGGCAUUUUGAAUCAGCUACAUGUACAGCUAAUGGAGCUCCGCAGCUGUCAAGGGUAUAAACAGUGCAACCCAAGACCGAAGGGCCUGGAAAUUGGAAAUAAAGAUGGAGGAAGCUAUGACCCACACAGAGRACAGUUAUGGGACGGAUGGGAAGGUUAAUCUGCCCAGACUCACGGCAGCCAUGAGCUGGCAAGGCCCGGAGGAACUAUACAGUGUGAACGAAAACAUCUAUAGGUACAGACUCAACUAUAGACGUAGUCUGGUGGACUGGACUAAUGACUUGAAGGGUAUAGAUGGAGUAUUUGCACUGCUGAACAGUCACUCUGAGCAGAAAACUGAACAGUCACUCUGAGCAGACGAAAACUGCUCAAGGUGAUGGGUUCCUGAUUGUCUCUGCUGAGCUCUCUACGCCAGUGGAUAUGGCCUCUGCAGAGUCAGAUGAAGGCCUAAGUCGCACAGUUGGGGAAGAACCUCGUUUGACCUUGCCAGCCAAACCUUCAGACCCUGCAUUUGAACCAACCAACAUUAAGUCUAGAGAGUAAACUUGAACAGAAUAAUGACAUUCCAGAAGUGAAUUGUUUGAAUUCUGAACACUGGAGAAAUGGUAAAACUGAAAAAUGGAUGGGGAAUGAAGAGGUCACUCCUUUCUGAAAGUGAUUUCAGUAGCCAUGGUGUGACAGAGUUGGUGCACCAGCCCUACCCCCAGGCUGCAGCCCAUAUCAGCAGGCAUCAGAAAGAACUUCCCCAGGAUGCUGGUCCAGGAGAAGAUGUUUUUGACCAUCAGUUUUAUCUUCCUGUGCAUUCUGUGGAGCCUCUGUCCAUCAGACCUUCAACAUGUCCAUCAUGGACCAGUCCAUUCAUUCCAGCAGAGCAGAGAAGAAUCACACAAAGGAGAGCUUACAAUCUAGAAGGCAGUGCCUGCUUUCCACUCUUCCGAUUAGAUGAAACUAUUACCUUAUCCUAAAUGCAGUAUUUUUUUUAACUUUUUAUUAGUAAACUAAUAAGGGCAAUCAUAGCUACCAACAUUCCAAGCAGCCCUGGGUACCUUUGUGCAGGAAGAGUUAGUGUGCAAGUGUUGUGCACACAGGGACUCAUCAGAAUUCAUUAUUUGMCAAGAAUAGAAAGAAAGGUUGGGGCUUUUUUUCUGUUUGGUUUUCGUUUUGGUACUAAGCCAGUAUUAUCUUUUGAGCAUUAUAGGGACAUGCAUAUGUAAAUGUUACCCAGUCAAAAUGGCUAAAACUGUGCCUUUCCAAGCUUCUAAAACCAACACCCUUGGCGACAUUGUGCUGCCAGCAUAAGGAAGUUUUGAUUCAUUUUGAGCCACUGGAAUUUUUCAGUGCCAUCAUUGUGGAUUCAAUUAUCUUGCACUUUGAGAUUGGAAUGCCAUGUGUAUUUGGUGCAUUUAAUUUGUUUUACAGAUGUAUCACAGACACCCUGUUUGCUCUCAGUGUGAUGCAGUCAAAUAGAUCCCCCAGGAUGACACACAGUAUGGAUCACAUAUUGUUUAACAUGCUUUUGCCAGAAAAUAUUGCAUGUGUUUUACCUCGACUUGCUAAAAUUGAUUAGCAGAAAGACGUGGCUAAUAAUGUUGGUGGUAAAAAUAAACAAAUAAAUAAAUAAAUAAAACAAGAUUGCCUGCUCUGUCUGCAUCUGGCUCAAGCUGUCCACUGUAUGCUUAAUAAGGUUGCUAAAUUGUGGUUAUUUUCUUGACAGGAAAAAAAGGACUAAAGACCUUUUAUUUCCAUCUGCAUUUUGUUUUCUUGGCCUGGUUAAUAAGCUUAAGCAUUUGAAAAAAUUAUGUGUAGUUUUGAACUUAUGUAACGAAUUUUCUCCAAUAAACAAAAAUCAUCAAUGUCUCAUAAUUUAAACAGACCAUAAGGGAGGUUAACUUUAUAACAUUGUGUUAUAUAACUUUUUAAGACCAUCGCCAAGUUCUGGUUUUGUUUAAGGAUAUAGUUCAAAAUUGCUUCUGAAGAACUCUGUACUCUUGCAAAUAUUCUUGUUUCGUAUUAGAUUUUUAAAUUCCAGCAAAAGGAUUACCUCAUCGGAGUCAUCAGAGCCCAUUCAACUUCCCAAGAAGGUUUUGUUUGUUGUUUGUUUAGCUUAACAGUGAUUUUCUUUUUAUUUUUAGAUAAUUCAAGCAUUUAGGUAAAUUAUGUUUCUUUUAAGUGUUCAAGGUAAACUCUUUAAAAAAUUUAACAUGUUAUAGUUGAAUCUUUGGUAACUUUAAGUCUUAAUCAUAGACUCUGUACAUAUGUUAAAAUUAACUAGCUGUUUAUCAGAUGUGUGUCAUUGGCCGAAUGACAGAAUAAACAUAUUUAUGGUCAUGAAUGAUGUGCUUUGUAAAAAAGAUUCCAAGAUAUUAGGAAGCAUACUGUGUUUUUUUUUAAUCCUGUAUAAUACUCUGUGAUACUUUUAUAGAACAAUUCUGGCUUCAGGAAAGUCUAGAAGCAAUAUUCUUGAAAUAAAAGGUGUUUGAACUUUAA
This is a messenger RNA of Urocitellus parryii (Arctic ground squirrel), 5072 nucleotides long. The record is from RefSeq and is a predicted model, not a curated record. Lineage: Eukaryota; Metazoa; Chordata; Mammalia; Rodentia; Sciuridae.